Mucor velutinosus is the source of this 519-nucleotide messenger RNA. RefSeq lists its product as uncharacterized. Bases 1 to 519 code for a protein of 172 amino acids. Gene Ontology annotation, biological process: regulation of cyclin-dependent protein serine/threonine kinase activity. The record is from RefSeq and is a predicted model, not a curated record. Gene Ontology annotation, cellular component: nucleus; cyclin-dependent protein kinase holoenzyme complex. Gene Ontology annotation, molecular function: cyclin-dependent protein serine/threonine kinase regulator activity; protein kinase binding. Lineage: Eukaryota; Fungi; Mucoromycota; Mucoromycetes; Mucorales; Mucoraceae. The transcript is spliced from 3 exons.
AUGAUGAUGGUUACUGAAACAGCUUCCCCAACCUUGACAUUCAGAUCAAGCCCUGAGCCUUUGCUUUCUUACAUGGUGUCCAAUAUUGAUGAUUUAGUGCAGUGUUCAAAAGAACGCAGAUACUACCAACACAUGUUGCUUCCUGAUUUGCCUACAUUCAUCAAGCUCGUCUAUCAGAAAUGUCAUCUCACACCCACUGUCUUGGUGAUCGGCCUCAUCUACCUUGAAAGACUCAAGAAGAACUUGCCUGAUCAAGCUCAAGGAGAAUACGACACGCCUUACAAGCUGUUUUUGGCGGCCAUGAUUGUCGCUACCAAGUACAUUGAAGAUUGUGCUUCCCAUGCAGUGUCGAUCUACCGAAUUGUAGCACCGCUUUAUACAUCCAGAGAACUGAACGAGAUGGAACGUAGCUUCUUGGGCGUAUUAAAGUUUGAUUUGUAUGUUGAUAUCUCUGAAAUGGACAAAUACGUCGAGGAACAUCAAGAAUCCCUUGAGCUUGAAUUGAUGAGCAUGGUUUAA